Molecule: messenger RNA, 3238 nt
Organism: Erythranthe guttata (spotted monkey flower)
Lineage: Eukaryota; Viridiplantae; Streptophyta; Magnoliopsida; Lamiales; Phrymaceae
Product: putative auxin efflux carrier component 1c
Biological process (GO): auxin polar transport; auxin export across the plasma membrane
Cellular component (GO): plasma membrane; endoplasmic reticulum
Molecular function (GO): auxin efflux transmembrane transporter activity
Source: RefSeq, a predicted model, not a curated record
UAGUAUAAUGAAUGAAAUUGAUGAAAGUAUGAGGGGUAUUUUAGACAAAAGACAUGCAUAGUUUAUUUGCGAAACUGUUUUGCUGAACCUAUGUGCAUUUAAGUCCCAUGUCAUGGACAUAUUUACCAUUGACCCCUUAUUUUACGCUACACCUGAUAAAUUUUAUCGAGUAAUAAUAAUAUCCAGCCAUUACAUCAAUACACAUUUUUACACACAUUCAUCGAUAAUUUUAUUUAUGCCGCACCUUAUGAAUUUUGUUAGAUAAUAUCCGGUCAUACACGUGUAUAUACUCAAUAUUGGGUAAACCUACACCCUCGUAUAAUAACUUGCAAACCGUACGAGGAACGUGACCUAGCGAAUGUUGACAAAGAGAUUCGAACUUGAGUCAAUUGACACAAGCUCACUCUCUCUCCACCGCUAGGCCAUCCUUGCAAGACAAAUUGCAUUCAAAUGUUUGAAUUGGGGCAUUCCAAAAAUAGAACUUUGCCACCUAUAUUUGUUUUUUUAUAUAUGAUUGUGUGUAUGCAUCGGCCAGACUAAACGCACACACCAACACCUAGAACCAAAUUUCCUUUCUCCAACAUUUAUACAAAGCCACACACCAACUCAUUAUUUCACACACACACACACACACACACCUCAAAACAAACAAGAAAAAAACAAAGCAAGAGAAAUAUAUAAUUACUACUCCCACCCCCACACACUUUGCUUUGGGGAGUGCAAGUGCAAGCUUGCUUUGCAACUAUCAAAGCUGCAGCCCACUCUGCAAAACUGUGCUUGCCCCCUCCAAACAAAAUAUAAAACUUAUACCAUUCUCAUCUUCUUUUAUUUCUCCUCUGUGCACAACAAAAUACUCAGUACCCCAUAAACCAUAAAUAAAAAAAAAAAAAAACCACUUGGUUUUAUUUCUUCAUUGUUUUCACACCGAAUACUCAUCUCUUCCACGUUUGUUCCGUCGAAAACUAGCGAGAGUGCGAUGAUAAGCCUAGGUGAUUUUUACCACGUUAUGACGGCGGUGGUGCCGCUCUACGUGGCGAUGAUACUAGCUUACGGCUCCGUUAAGUGGUGGAAGAUCUUCACGCCCGACCAGUGCUCCGGCAUCAACCGCUUCGUCGCCUUAUUCGCCGUCCCUCUCCUCUCCUUCCACUUCAUCGCCAGCAAUAACCCCUAUGCUAUGAACCUGAGGUUCAUCGCAGCGGAUACACUACAAAAACUCAUCGUACUCGCGGUUCUCGCCGUGUGGGCUAAUUUCAGCAAAAGGGGCUGCCUCGAGUGGACAAUUACCCUUUUCUCCCUGUCGACCCUGCCCAACACACUCGUUAUGGGGAUCCCUCUGCUGAAGGGCAUGUACGGCGACUUCUCCGGGAACCUGAUGGUGCAGAUCGUCGUGCUCCAGUGUAUUAUCUGGUACACUUUGAUGCUGUUCAUGUUCGAGUACAGGGGAGCGAGGAUGCUGAUCUCCGAGCAGUUUCCCGGCACGGCGGGGUCGAUCGUAUCGAUCCACGUGGACUCCGACGUCAUGUCGCUGGACGGGCGGCAGCCGCUCGAGACGGCGGCCGAGGUCAAGGAGGACGGGAAGCUCCACGUCACCGUGCGGAGAUCGAACGCUUCGCGGUCGGAUAUCUACUCGAGGAGGUCGGUGGGCUUUUCGUCGAACACCCCGCGUGCGUCGAAUUUGACGAACGCGGAGAUUUACUCCCUGCAGUCGUCGAGGAAUCCAACUCCGAGAGGGUCGAGUUUCAACCACACCGACUUCUACUCCAUGAUGCAGGGCGGUGGGACUGGGAGGGCAUCGAACUUCGGCGCAAAUGACGUUUAUGCCCUCCCGAAUUCUAGGGGCCCCACCCCGAGGCCGUCGAAUUUUGAGGAGGAAAGUGGAAACAAUAUUAAUGGAAGCAAAGCAACGUUCUACCAUGGCGGCGGUAAUAAUAAUAGUAAUAGUAAUAGUAGUAGUAACGCGCAUUAUCCAGCGCCGAACCCAGGUAUGUUUUCUCCGGCGGGUUCGAAAACAAAUGCGGCGGCGAAGAAGCCAUUAAAUGAAGGUGGGAAAGAUCUACACAUGUUUGUAUGGAGCUCGAGCGCUUCUCCAGUUUCGGAUGUUUUUGGAGGUUCGUUAGACCACCAUGGCAGAGAAGUUAGGGUUCCUGUUUCACCUACUAAAGGGGAAGGGCAAAGAGAGCAAGAAGACAAUAAUUACAUGGAGAGAGAAGAGUUGAGGUUUGGGAAGAGAGAGAAUGAAGGUGAGAAAAUGGGAGGUGGAGAUGAGAACAAAGUGAAAUUAAUGCCACCAACAAGUGUGAUGACGAGGCUGAUUUUGAUCAUGGUUUGGAGGAAACUCAUCAGAAAUCCCAACACUUACUCCAGCUUGAUUGGCCUUACUUGGUCUCUUGUUUCUUUCAGGUGGCAUGUUGAAAUGCCGGCCAUUAUAGCAAAGUCCAUCUCCAUAUUGUCGGAUGCAGGUCUUGGCAUGGCCAUGUUCAGUCUUGGUCUAUUCAUGGCAUUGCAACCGAGGAUAAUAGCAUGUGGGAAUAGUGUGGCAGGAUUUGCAAUGGCUGUUAGAUUCCUUACAGGGCCAGCUGUCAUGGCUGCUGCUUCCAUUGCUGUUGGCCUUCGUGGUGUUCUCUUGCGAGUCGCCAUCGUUCAGGCUGCUCUGCCUCAAGGAAUUGUCCCCUUUGUUUUUGCUAAGGAGUAUAAUGUACACCCCGAUAUACUCAGCACCGGGGUCAUAUUCGGGAUGCUAAUCGCUUUGCCAAUAACGUUAGUCUACUACAUUUUGUUGGGGCUAUGAAACCGGGAUUGAACGAGCGAUUCGUAAAAGAAAUGAUGCUAAAAAAAGCUUCAUUCGGAAAGCUAAGAACGUUUGGCAUCGAAAUGAAUUUGGACAAGAAGUCCUUGAGAUCCAAACCAAGUGAGGAAAGAAGUGAAUUGUGUUUCCUAGUAAAAGAUAUGAAAUCAUGUUUCUAAUUGUUUUUUUUAUUUUCAAAGAAUUAGUACUCACACCAAGGAAUAGAGGUAAGAAAAUAGGGGGAUGGUGCCCUUUAAUUUCCUUUUGAUGCAAAUAUUCUAUUUCUAUCCUUAGAAGCAAAAAAGUUAUAGCCAAUGCUUUAGAGUGCUAGAAUCUAGAAUCUUGGGGGAUAUUUUGUAAUGUGAUUAGUCAAAGGAAUCUUAUCAUUCUUGACCACUUUAUUGACAAUCCCAUGACAUUUUAGUAAUAUUGAUGGAAAAUUUUGUCAAUUUU